AUGCUUGGUGCAGGUUAUUCUAAUCUCCCUGGGUGUAUACAAAACAACGAUAAUGAAAAUAACGGUAGAGGUGCAGGUGACGAAAAUAUUGAAAGCGAAGAGGGGGAGAGAGAUCAGGUUAUGGAGAGAAAUGGUGAGACUUAUAUUUCUUUACCAGGUGAAAUUCAGAGAAAACGGGGGACGAUAAAUCCACAGAAUAAAGAUCGACACUGUUUCAAAUGGAGUGUUCUGGCAAAACAUGUCACUGGUAGAAACAGGUGUCGUAUCGGAAAUAAUUACCACCAACAUUUUGAAAAAUAUGACUUCUCAGGUUUAUCGUUCCCUACGCCGUUGAGUGAAGUCAAAAUUUUUGAACGGAAGAAUCCUUCUGUUAGUAUUAAUGUUUAUGGACUAGAGAAAAAUUAA
Macrosiphum euphorbiae (potato aphid) is the source of this 405-nucleotide messenger RNA. Lineage: Eukaryota; Metazoa; Arthropoda; Insecta; Hemiptera; Aphididae. The record is from the annotation of a GenBank genome assembly.